AUGUCGAGCAUGCAGCUGACUACUACAAGUGACGACAAAGAAUAUAAUGAUCUCGUAUCACUUAUUGAAAAGUCUCUUGAUGGAGUCCGUGAUGCGUCGGUGCAUGAGCAAGCCAUUACUCGUAGCCAUGGUUAUUUAAUGCAGCAUACAUCGACAGAUCACUGGUUCUGCAACCAGCAUUAUUAUCCCAUUGCGACUUACUCGUUAAUCCUAUUUUCAUUCCCAAAUAGCUCAUACGGUCCCGAUCUACAACCAAGCUGGGCCAGAUGCUUGUCUACUUGUGAGGAAUGCCUACGUUACUUCAACAAGGGGAAAGCUGAGUUGAGGCUAAGUUUUGCGACAAAGAGAAGAAUUUCUAUACCCAUUGUUCAGCAAUUCUUGAACACUAUUACUUCAUGGGAGUGCACAAUCUUGUCACCUUUGAUAAAAGCAUCGUAUCUGAACAUUGGAUUACUACAAUCGGCCACUGAUGAGCAGCUCAAGAUUGCAAUCCAUUGGUGCAUGAAUAAUCCAGACAUCUUAAGGCAAUAUGGAGCAAUUAACGAUACUUUCUCAAACAUAAUUUCCACAAUUAUUAGCCAGCUGAAUGACUACGUACCUCAAAUUUUGCUUCCGGGGUUGAUUUAUCUUUUGUUUGAAGGUACAGGGGAUGAAACGUCGUGGGCAACACGAUGGGUCAUGAACUUGAGACAAAAUCGAGUAAUCUAUGACAAAGCUGGACUAAAUGAGGCAGUUGUUCAAGAAUUCAAUUUUCAAUUGUACAAUAUUCAAGACCCUUCAUUUUACAAUGACAAGAAUGCGAUUGGGUUUUGGAAAAAUUUCAAUAUUUUGGUUGACUUCAUUGAUAACGAUGCAUUCGAAACAAGGCUAAGCAUGCCAAUUGACAUUGAAGUUAUGAGUCAACACAAGAAUUUAAGACUUUACCCCAUUAUUAGACUUCUUGCAAACAGUUUAAUGUCAAGCUUAAGUGACCCGCUACCGAUUUUAUUGAAAGUAUUUGGGAAACUUUUGCGUCGAUUGAACUCACGAUUUUGGUCAUCAACUGGACCUAUCAAUCAUCAGCAGAUCCUUGACUGCAUCAAAUUUAAUCCCGCAUUCCGAAAAUAUUUGCUACAAGCUACUAUGGAGGAGCACACGCUCGAUAGUUGGACUUUGAGUGAUUUGUUACAAUGGAUGCCUAGAAUGAUCGAGUCUGUUUCUCUGCUUGAAAGAGAGAAUGUUUGUUUGAAGUUGGGUGUUUUUUUGUUGAAUUUUUCCGUAAGCGGUACAAUUAAUGAUUCAGGGACCAAGAGAGAGACAUAUUUGCGUGAAUUUGGCUGUAAAUUGUUUAAUAAAGUCUUUGAUUUCAAUGACGAGGGUGACUUGAGUGACGCAAACUAUACAAUAAAGCUACUGGCACACAGACAAGCUAGAGCACGGAUUGAUUGUGUCGGUGAAGCAUUGGUUGCGCUAGUAAUCAACUCAAAGAGUGAAUCUGCUCUUGAGCUUAUUUCCAAAUGCAUCAAGUAUGAUGUUGCCAUUUUGUGUCACAAUAGUGUUCUAUUACUCGAGUACAAAAUUCCUGUUUUGUUUGAUACAUUUCCCAUGCUAUGGGAAGCAUUGGCAAAGUCAAGAAUCAAUUCCAAUGUGAAUCUUGCAAAAGAAAUUAUAAAAUGUUUCAAAAAUUUAAUAGUCGCCAUAAAUUUUCAUCCCACGAAAGUUGAAGGUGUAAACAAGCGCUUGCUGGCGGCAAAAGAACAACACGAACGAUCUUUGGGUAUUGUUAUCAAGUUUGUGAAUCUGGUCUUCGGAAAUAUUAGUCUUGCACCUCAAACUGUUCUCAAAAAAAUCAUGGACAAUGUGCAAUGUGUUGAAGCCAUAUGGUCUUGCAUUUUCUCACCCCUGUGUACUCAGUCGGCCCUAGAACUUUUGAGUCAAGUAUAUGACGGGAAUGGUAGGCUUGAAUGCGUUACAGAAAGCUUGAGUCAUAAUUUGAAACUAACAUUGAGUGCAAUCAAUUAUAGUCUCUCGGUAUUGACGAACUUGGAAGCAUUUGAGCCAACCCUUAAGGCAGUAAGGAUUGUGAUGGAUGUUGUUGAUGCAUUGGCAGACCCUAUAACCUCUAUUUUAUCAAUGCCAGAUGUUGAGGGUGCAUUUAAGGAAGUUGAACAAUUUUGGAGCUCAAGUUUGUCGUUUUUGGUAAUGAUAUAUCAGAAAACGAUGUUUUGGGCGAGUAAGUACCACAUGCAUGAGUUGGUGGACUUUACACGAGACACAUUAGACUUGAGCCUUCUUUUGUUGAAGUCAUUUCGUUUAUUUGCCGACUCUAUUAGUCCUUAUGCUGGUGAAAAUUCGGCGUCUGACUUGUUUGCUGUAUUUAUGGACGCGUUUCAGUUCAUGGUGUCGUGGCUAAAAUUGGGAGAUACGCCUCUUUUGAAUUCUUGUGUUGAUCUUGUAUUCAAAGUAUUUGACUUGGCCAAGGACAGGAAGUUUGUAAUGGGCCUGGAAAUUAUUCAGAAACUUGCAAGCUUUGGUGUAAAAGCUAAAAAAUUCAACAACAAACUAACGGACGAGCAAAGAAAUGAGAUCAUUGCGCGCGCCAAGUCAGUCGACGAGGAUUUGGUGAAUAAGAUUGUUGAGGAAUCAACCUCGAAAGAGAAGUCGAAAGUUGAAUUCAUUAAGGAAGUGUCACCAUCCGUCGCGGCGAAAUCCUCGACAGGUACCAAGCAACAGCAAACAUUGGCAAAGUUUGGACACAUUUCAAGCGAGCCUCCUGUUGCGCCGCCGCCACCGAAGGAGGUUAAAGGGUUAAAUAGUCUCGACAACAUUCGUCGAGAACUCAACAAUUCACGAGUUGCUGCCAAGCCUGCUAAAGUACCAAUUCACGCACCAGCUCCUCCACGUCCGGCCGGUUUCAAUUCAAAGAAGGCAUCUCCAGUGAUUGGCAGAUCCUUGAAUACUCUAAGAGCAAAGAAGGUGACAUCGGACUCGUCCGAUGAUGAUGAUGGCGGUAUUGAUACUAGCGACUUGUUCGUUACCAAAAAGAAAGUUUCCAAGAUAACCGAGGUUGACUUGAACGGAAAGGUGAUUAGUCUGAUUGAUAGAAUGCCAAGAAAGAAAGCACAGACAGAAAAACUGGAGAAAGAGAAAAUGAGAUUGAGAUUGAAUGUUGAUCUCAAACCAUUAUAUCAAACAAUCUUGCCGUGGAAUUACAAUCUUCGUAACGAUUAUCCGACUCAUGACAAAUCAGCAUACUCGAAAGUCAAAGACACUUACAAAGACGUGAAAGAGUAUGUGUCGAUCAUGGAGCCGUUGUUUAUGCUUGAAUGUUGGCAACAAAUACAAUCGGCGAGAGACACUAUUGACGAGGAUCCUUUUGAGAUUCUUGUGGGGACAAGAACCUCAGUAGAUGGGUUUUUUGAUAUAUUCACGUCAAUGAGCAAGAAGACAAUCGAGAAUAGAAAGUUGACAGAUAAUGACUUGCUAGUAAUUGCAUGUGACAACGAAUCAAUCGUGCAACCCAAAGAGAGAAGACAAUAUAUAAAGUCUCCCAAUACACCGUGCUGUUUGGCAAAAAUUAGGGAAAUCAAGCACGUCAACCCUGAGUACUCCGAUGUGACUUUAAGAAUUGCAAAGAGCUCGCCAUUAGUGGGAAUGUUAGCACCCAAGGCAACCAUUCUUGGUAUGAGGGUGAUGCAAAUGGUAACUGUAGAAAGGGAAUUUUCUUCCUUGCAUGGAUUGCAGUACUACGACUUGGUCGAUUCAAUAAUCCUGGCUACUCCUGCUAUUCCUAAGCAAGUGGAUGACAAAGACGUGGAACAAAUGUAUAAACAUUUCGAUGUCAACAUGUCGCAAGCGAAAGCCAUAAUUGGCUCUUACCAAAGUGAAGGAUUCUCAUUAAUACAGGGGCCACCGGGUACGGGAAAAACAAAGACUAUUUUGGGUAUUGUGGGGUAUUCCUUGUCUCAUGGGGUCAAUGAGAAAGCUAUCGAGGCACCAUCCAAAUCAGCUUCCCCUUCUUCGAGGGCCAAAAUUUUGAUAUGUGCCCCCAGUAAUGCAGCUGUUGAUGAAUUGGUGGUGAGAUUGAGAAAUGGUGUUCGGAAUUCGAAAGGGGAGAAUAUGCCGUUAAAGGUUGUUAGACUUGGACGAAGUGAUGCCAUAAAUCAAGCAGUGAGAGACUUGACAUUGGAAGAAUUGGUUGACAAAGAGUUGCAAACUAAGCAAGUCGAUGUUGCAACAGAUCAAAACUUGAGACCCGAACUUAACAAAAAGACACAAGAAAGAGAUACGCUCAGAUCGAGACUUAAUGAUGAAACUUUGGAUUCAAAGGAGAGAGACGAUGUUCAGCAAAAGUUGCGAGAGAUCAACAAACAAAGAAGCGAAUUGGCUAAAAAGCUUGACGAACAGAGAGAGCGAACUUCUAUCGCGUACCGAAACAAGGAAAUUGAUAGAAGAAAUAUCCAAGCUCGUAUAUUGUCGGAGGCCAACAUUUUGUGCGCCACUCUAUCUGGAUCAGCACACGAUUUGGUUGCGAAUCUAGCCGUAACUUUUGAUCAGGUGAUUAUCGAUGAAGCUUGUCAGUGUUCAGAGCUGGCUGCAAUUAUUCCACUUCGAUAUGGUUGCAGAAGGUGUAUCAUGGUUGGUGAUCCGAAUCAAUUACCACCAACAGUGUUGUCUCAGACAGCAGCGUCACUCAAUUACGAUCAGAGUUUGUUUGUGAGAAUGCAAAAAAAUCACCCCGACUCCAUUUACUUGUUGAAUACCCAGUAUAGAAUGCACCCAAUGAUUUCAAAGUUUCCAAGUGCUGAGUUUUAUCAGUCAAAAUUGAUUGACGGUCCUGGAAUGCAAGAAAAAAACACACGACCCUGGCACCUGGUUGAUCCAUUGUCUCCGUACAGGUUUUUUGACAUUGUUAGUAGACAUGAGAAGAAUGAGUUGACCCGUUCAUUGUACAACACAGAAGAAGCCAAUGUCUGUUUGCAGUUGGUGCAGAAAAUGAUGACAAUGGUUCCACAGAAAGAUAUCGCUGGUAAAAUUGGUAUAAUUUCACCGUAUAAAGAGCAAAUCAAAACAAUCAAGAGGGUGUUUGAGCGAGCCUUUGGGAGACUUAUCUUCAACGAAAUAGAUUUCAACACAGUUGACGGUUUUCAAGGCCAGGAGAAAGAAAUCAUCAUUAUGUCUUGUGUUCGAGCUAGUGCUAAUGGAAGUAUUGGGUUUUUAAGCGAUAUACGUCGUAUGAAUGUGGCACUUACUCGAGCUUGCACAACGUUGUGGAUUUUAGGUAACAAAAAUUCUUUAGCCAGAGACGAGGUGUGGAAACGAUUAAUAGAGGAUGCUGAGAAAAGAAUUGCGGUGACAAAGGCUUACUCUGGAUUUUUGAGUACUUAUGCAUCUGCAUCAUCGUUCAAUCCCAUUGAUAGACCAUCGAAAAGAUUUCAAAAGGAUGAUGGACAGUUCAAGAAUAAGAAACAAAAGACAAGACCUCAAGAAGGGCUUCCAAAGAAACCGAAUGGUGUCCGAAAUGGUGGCCAUCUACCUCCAAUACCUAAUCCAGAAAGCUCAGCCAAUUCUAUACGUCCAACUUCUAGUGGGACGCUUCCACUCAGACCCGGAAACUCGGUAUCAGUGGCCACUGCUAAUAUACAAACAAACAAGUCACCAGGAACAGUUGGGCUACCUGUGCUGUUGCUCCCACAGAAUCAGCAUGGAAACAAAACACAAAAUAAUUUCAACGCGACCAAAGAACCCAAUCCAUCUCUGUCGGGUACGCUUCCAAAGCGACCUCUUGGUCCAACGUCAUCGGGCAUUGUUCUCCCACCAAAGCCCAAGACACCAAACUUGUUUAUAAAGAGGAGACCACCCUCGAAGAAAUGA
Lodderomyces parapsilosis is the source of this 5853-nucleotide messenger RNA. It is a transcript of the gene SEN1, whose product is annotated as putative DNA/RNA helicase. Gene Ontology annotation, cellular component: nuclear body. Gene Ontology annotation, molecular function: transcription termination site sequence-specific DNA binding; ATP binding; helicase activity. Gene Ontology annotation, biological process: termination of RNA polymerase II transcription. The transcript has a single exon. Bases 1 to 5853 code for a protein of 1950 amino acids. NCBI's taxonomy places the organism in Eukaryota, Fungi, Ascomycota, Pichiomycetes, Serinales, Debaryomycetaceae. The record is from RefSeq and is a predicted model, not a curated record.